Anopheles marshallii is the source of this 1041-nucleotide messenger RNA. Its product is annotated as putative RNA-binding protein Luc7-like 2. Gene Ontology annotation, biological process: mRNA splice site recognition. Bases 1 to 1041 code for a protein of 346 amino acids. Gene Ontology annotation, cellular component: U2-type prespliceosome; U1 snRNP. The record is from RefSeq and is a predicted model, not a curated record. The transcript is spliced from 6 exons. Lineage: Eukaryota; Metazoa; Arthropoda; Insecta; Diptera; Culicidae. Gene Ontology annotation, molecular function: mRNA binding.
AUGUCGGCGCAUGAUCAAAUGCGAGCAAUGCUUGAUCAGCUUAUGGGAACGGCUAGAAAUGGCGAAACCAAUCGGUACUCGGUGAAGUUCUACGACAGCAAAGUAUGUAAGAGUUUUUUAUUAGGCUGCUGCCCGCACGAGAUCCUGGCCUCUACGCGUAUGGAUCUUGGCGAAUGUCCAAAGGUGCACGAUCUGGCCCUGCGAGCUGAUUACGAAAACGCGUCAAAGAACAAGGACUACUAUUAUGACGUUGAUGCCAUGGAACAUCUGCAAGCUUUCAUCGCCGAUUGCGAUCGUCGCACGGAAGCGGCAAAGAAACGGCUCGCUGAAACACAGGAAGAAUUGACUGCGGAAGUGGCUGCGAAGGCAAAUGCGGUCCACGAGCUGGCCGAGGAGAUAGGCAAGAAGCUUGCCAAAGCGGAGGCACUAGGUGAGGCAGGACAGGUGGAGGAAAGCAUGAAGCUGAUGUCGGAAAUUGAAGAGCUCCGGUCGGAGAAGAAUCGUGCCGAGCAGGAGUAUCGUAGCUCGAUACCGGCCAGUACCUACCAGCAGCAAAAGCUGCGCGUGUGUGAAGUUUGCUCCGCCUAUCUGGGCAUACACGAUAACGAUAUUCGGCUGGCAGAUCAUUUUGGCGGUAAGCUUCAUCUUGGCUUUUUGGCCAUUCGCGAAAAGUUGGCCGAGCUGGAGAAAACGGCUGGGCCGCGUCAGAAGGAGUUGCGUAAAACGGGCCGUGAUCGCGAUCAUGAGGAUCGUAGCCGUUCGCGGUACGUCGGCGGAAGGGAGCUCGAUCGGCGUUCCCGUGCAUUGGCUCGCAGCCGUGAUCGCAAAGACACAGUUGGUCGCGAAAUAAAACCUGCGGAAGAACGGAAGGAUCGAAAUGAAGGUCGCGACCGUGACCGUGAUCAACGCGAUCGUGGCGAACGACGCCGUUCAGCCGAACGCAGUAGCAGGCGGUCUAGAAGCCGAGAUCGUAGCCGCGAGCGUGAUCGUCACAACGAUCGCCGGAGACGAUCGCGAUCGCGUGAGAGAUCCAGACGGUAA